UCUGCGUGAUUUGUUUUCCGAAGUCUCCCGAAGUUGCCUCACGAGGAAACUUAGGGCUAUUGACAAGAGGAUAUGGGGAAUCGCUGCAGGCCAAUUUCCAUCCAUACUGGCCUUUCUAACUCUACUUCUUUCCUAUUAGUAAAAUUGGCAUAAAGCCUCAAUUUUAUCGGCUUGUCAAAUUCUUGCCAGAUGGCAACCCUAAUUAAACCUGAUUCAUAUUAUUAGUUUAGGCACAAAAUGCUGCAAUAUAUUUUUUUUUUUCUUUUUUUUUUAUUCCAUAUUCAGCGGAUAUUGGUAGCAGUAGUAUUACAAAUUAAUACCAUGUAAUGUCAGAACAGAAUCCUUAGGUCUUAGAUAUGAAACAUUGCAGUUUGUAUCAGACUGCAGUGCUCAAUCUGCGGCCCCUCAUUCACCCCUUUAAAAACUGAAAAUUAGAGUUUCAAUUUACAGCAGUUCUACAUCUAAAAGUUCGUUACUUUAAAAUGAUAUUACCCAUCGUUAUUGUCUCGCUAUGGAGAGUACUAUUGUUGCCUGAGUUGAGCUUGCUAGUCAUUUAGUUAAACAUGACCUGUAAAACAGGGGAUUCACUACCGACCUUACUUCUGUUAGGAAUAUUACUUUAUAAUUAUAAUAAAUUAGGGUGCCGCUCGAUCGAUUAAGCGAUGAUUGAAAUCGGAGUUUGUUGUUUCAUUUGUUGCCCUCGUCCUUGCGCCCUGCCUAUGCUCCAAUCCAAUGUAAGCAUUUACCAUGUGUCCUCCAAAAUCCAAAUGGCCUCUGCCCAUUAACGCGUUAUAGACUUGUGAAGCACAGGAGAAAGAGUUGCCACUCUGCCCUUUUUCUAUCGAUUUUCCUCGCAUGUACCUCCCACCGCCCAGUGUUCAUAAAUGGCAAACGUCGGGGCUGAAGGGGUUACUGGGAGAAACGCCUGUCUCCACCUGCUGCUUCACUGCGAAGUCCCGAUCGCAAGGACAAUCUGCGUCUCUUCUCCGAAAUCUGGGGGUGAGUGACGCUUUCCAGCACCCCCAUCGCACACCAUCACAGAGAGAGUGACAUUGACAGGGCAGGGAAUCUUAUUCCUACUGGGAAAGAUCAGAGAGUUGUGUAGAAAGAUCAGAGAGACCUGCAGCCCCGCUGUCUCCCUCUGUUGCUGGGUGACCAGAGAAAACCAACCGAUCGAGCAUUUUGUUAAAUUGAUCAGCGUAAUCCAGCUGUCAUUGAUCUGAUUCCACUGGGGUAUAAUCCAUCCGGAGCCCUCGCGGGAGCCCAAUUGUUGAUUCAGAAGCCAGAGGAAAGGUGCGAUUGAAUUGUGGUGCAACAAGCGCAUUUUGUAUUAGAGAUCCUGCUGCCCAAGAAAAAGAGCACCCUGGCAGGGAACCUGCUCUGACACUGAGUAGGAUCCGAGAAAGGAAAGGAAGCUGCUCAGUGCCAGGGUGAAGAGGGCAUCUCGGUGAAGAACUUAUUAACCAAGCACUAAGUGUAGGGCAACGCUGAGACAAUUAGAAGAAAAGCCGUUACUUGUAGGGGAUGGGAACAGUCUGAUCUUUAUCCAGCUAGUGACAAAGCCUCUGCCCUGUACCUGAGAGGUUGAAUCCAAAAGGACAGGAGCAGCUAGCUAGAAGGGGAUCAGGUUGCUCAUUAGCAGGGAAGGACCGUGCCAGGCAAGAACACCUGAGAAGAAGGGCAGGCAGUUUGUUUCCUCUUUGCCUCUGAUUGCUUAAGCGAUUUCUCCAAUUUUCAAAGUGAAUUACUCCUCCUCAUCCCUGUCCCACCCCUUCCCCACACCGCCAGACUCACGCUCUCUGUCACCUGUUGGGAGGUCGCCCCCUCCCCCCCACCUCUCCCAACACCCCCAGGCAGUGUCUCACCCAGGCUCCCUAGACUGAAGCGGGCGCUCACCCUAGGAAAUCUAUGAUUAGUUCGGUGUGUGUCUCAUCCUAUCGUGGGCGCAAGUCUGGGAACAAACCUCCCUCAAAAACAUGUCUGAAAGAAGAGAUAACCAAGGGGGAAGACUCUGGAAAGAUAACCAUCAAUGUGGGGGGUACACGGCAUGAGACUUAUAAGAGCACUUUACGAACCUUGCCCGGCACACGCCUGGCAUGGCUGGCAGACCCCGACACCUCCAGCAACUUGGAACUUGAUUCUCAGCAGACCGAAUUCUUCUUUGAUAGACAUCCAGGCAUUUUCUCUUAUGUGCUCAAUUACUACCGCACAGGCAAGCUGCACUGCCCGGCAGAUAUUUGCGGCCCCCUAUUCGAAGAUGAACUGGCAUUCUGGGGGAUAGAUGAGACUGACGUGGAGCCCUGUUGCUGGAUGACCUACCGUCAGCACCGGGAUGCUGAGGAGGUUCUAGACAUUUUUGAGAAUGUGGAGCUUGAUGAUGGGGAUGAAGAGAAUAAAGGUUCGUCUCCAGAGCUGUUCUGCAUACAGGAGAGGACGGACAGGUCAAGGGGCUGUUGGAAAGUCUGGCAACCCAAGAUUUGGGCUCUGUUUGAAGAUCCCUAUUCAUCCAGGGCUGCUCGGCUGGUUGCUUUUGUGUCCCUCUUCUUCAUCCUUGUGUCCAUCACAACAUUCUGCUUGGAAACCCACGAGUCAUUUAUUGUGAACAGGAACGUUACAGAGACAGUGACUGAUGGGAAUAUAACUGAGAUUUUAGUGGUGAGGGAGAUGGAGACAGAACCAAUACUUACUUACAUCGAGGGGGUCUGUGUCUUCUGGUUCACUCUGGAGUUUUUUGUCCGAAUUAUUUGCUGUCCAGACAAAGUGUUCUUUGUGAAGAACCUUCUGAACAUAAUAGACUUUGUAGCCAUCCUCCCAUUUUACUUGGAGGUGGGCCUGAGUGGGUUAUCUUCUAAAGCUGCACGGGAUGUAUUAGGAUUCUUACGGGUUGUUCGUUUUGUCCGGAUUUUACGUAUUUUUAAGCUGACCAGGCACUUUGUUGGUCUGCGGGUUCUGGGACAUACGCUCAGGGCAAGCACAAAUGAAUUUCUCCUUCUCAUUAUCUUUUUGGCUUUGGGGGUGCUUAUAUUUGCCACCAUGAUCUAUUAUGCAGAGCGAAUUGGUGCAAAUCCUACAGACCCAAGUGGAAGUAAUCAUACCCAUUUCAAGAAUAUCCCUAUAGGCUUUUGGUGGGCAGUUGUGACCAUGACCACAUUGGGAUAUGGAGAUAUGUAUCCACAAACCUGGUCUGGUAUGCUGGUGGGUGCCUUAUGCGCCUUGGCUGGUGUGCUCACCAUUGCCAUGCCAGUGCCUGUUAUUGUAAAUAAUUUUGGAAUGUAUUAUUCCCUGGCUAUGGCUAAACAAAAGCUUCCAAAGAAGAAAAAAAAGCAUGUCCCGAAGACUACCGAGAUAGACUCUCAAAUAACGCUUAAAUCUGAGGACUACUCUCAUCGAAACAGCACACAGAGUGAUACCUGUCCAUUGGCUACUGAGGAGUUAUCAGAGAAAAAGAGGUCAGAUUAUAAGCAGAAUGGAGAUGCCAAUGCAGUAAUGUCAGACGAGGACCAUGAAGAUCCCCUACAGUUCGUGCCAUUAGACGAGAAAUGGAUAAUGAGAUGUGCCAGUGCCAAAUACAGAAACAAAACUGGGGCUUCAUGCUUUUUGCUGAGCUCUGGGGAAUUUACUUGUGCUGCUGAUGGUGGGAUUCGAAAAGGUAUGAAAGAUAUUGAUAUAGAGAUGGACUCGCAGAUUCUCUUGGGGCCUUCAUAAGAUAAAUAUAACAGAGUGUGCGUAAUGUGUUUAAACUACUUUCCUAGUCUUCCUAUAGAAAAUUACAUUGCAUUGUUGAAAUGUAAGCAGUCUGUCUCUGUCACUUGUGAGUGGUGAAUGUGGUUCCACCUCUGUAAAGUUACAAAUCUAAAUAAACUCUAUGUGAAAAA
Xenopus laevis (African clawed frog) is the source of this 3875-nucleotide messenger RNA. It is a transcript of the gene kcnc4.L, whose product is annotated as potassium voltage-gated channel subfamily C member 4. The transcript has 3 exons. The record is from RefSeq and is a predicted model, not a curated record. NCBI's taxonomy places the organism in Eukaryota, Metazoa, Chordata, Amphibia, Anura, Pipidae. The coding region runs from base 1909 to 3705 and encodes 598 amino acids.